This is a messenger RNA of Exaiptasia diaphana, 8663 nucleotides long. RefSeq names its product centrosomal protein of 192 kDa-like. Lineage: Eukaryota; Metazoa; Cnidaria; Anthozoa; Actiniaria; Aiptasiidae. Gene Ontology annotation, biological process: centrosome-templated microtubule nucleation; protein localization to centrosome; centriole replication. Gene Ontology annotation, molecular function: protein kinase binding. The record is from RefSeq and is a predicted model, not a curated record. Gene Ontology annotation, cellular component: cytoplasm; centriole; pericentriolar material.
GGACCAAAAUACGGUUAAAUUCCGCGAGUUUAUUACGAAAAGUCCAUCAAACUGAUAGAAAAUAAGCUAACAGCUACUUUAAAGUAUCAUUUCGAGACCCAACGUGGUUUUGAUAUGUUUUUUUCAAAUCAGUGACUAAAAUACAGAGGUCAAAGUUGGGUGACAUGAUGGUAACCGAACUUGAUUAGUCUUUUCCAGUUGUGAAGACCGAUAUUCGUCGUCGAUUACAUUUCACUUAUCAUAUAUUAAGUAUACUUCGGAGCUCAUGGAAACUUAGAAUGGAAUUUAACGUAUCUGACACUUCCCUUGCCUUCAGCGAUGUGGUGGGACCCUCGCAUGUUAGCGGGUUAGAAUCAUUUUCAGAUUUUGAAGUCGGCAGUGAKUAUGAYAGUUUUMUUAAUGACCACGAAGMUCACGACAGUGGAGUAGAAGAAGAAUCAGUUACUCCUCAAGCUAUGGAACCCCAACAAAACGGCAACAAAGAUCCAAAGGACGAAAGUUUCUCCUUUGGAGUAAAUCGUCUGCCUUCUGGGGAUAUUCGAGAGUUUUUAAAUGCCUUGGAAAGUGCAAAAGCUCAGCUAGGAAUGGCGAUCGGCUCUCACGAAAUAGACAGUCCUUGUCAAGAUGAAAGUUCUCUUGGAAUACUUAAUUUAGACUCAACUCAAGAAACAUCAAGUUUUAACACUAACCAGUCCAGCUCAGAUGUUUUGACUUUACAAACACAUGAAAAGUCUGAAGACCUCGAAGAAAAGAGUGAGGAAAAAUUGCCAUUUGAUGGAGAAUAUAACUCACCACUUACACUGAGUCAUCUACAGGAAGAUGAAACCACAGAGACAGUAAGACUUGUGAGCAACUCAUUGGGUCAACCAAAAACAAAUCAGAACAGUUUACAGAGUGAAGCUGCCAUAUCUUCUUUUCCUCGCUCACAACUGAGCCAAAGUAAAGAUGAGCUGGCACAGUACAUGUUACAAACAACUCGUGCCAGUAGCGGCGAUGGAGGAGAGUUGAUUGACAGAGUUUCCAUGUCAUCAAGUAUCAGUUUCUUGCAGUCACAGACUUUUCCAGAAAGCCUCUUUAACAGUUAUAGAGGCUCUGGCAGUGGAACUGAUUCUGGACCAAGCGAUACCAACAAGGAUGACCAGGAAGACAAUGAUGACAACAAUGAUGAUGAUGAUMAUACUUUAAGUUUAGUGCAUGACACUGGUGACGGCAGCAAUGGAGCAUCUUCUCUCUCAGUUGGUAGACCUGGACUUGAAGGUGCUAAUUCAGAACCUGAAGAUGGGUACACUCUUAAUGGAGCAACAUCUGAUAAUGAAGGCUCAGAAUCYAUUGAGUUACGGCAGUCUGGUGAAGGAGGUGACGUGUUACCUGAUCUUCCUGGUGAUGGAGGUGGUGGUGGUGAUGGUAGCAGUGGACAUGAAAGUGAUGAUGGCCAGCCAUUAGGUUCAAGUGAUAAUGUAUCAAGUACAAGGUCUUCAUCAAGGAGUUCAGUAUCAAGUUGUAGUGACCAGUACAUGCCAGUAGUCACCCAACAUUCACAGAACAAUCCAUCAAGCAUGAUUGACAUCUCUGAAGGYCGAGGCCCACCUGUAGGACAUGCCUCAACUGAYGGCUCUCCUCCACUCAUUCCUUYCCCUCAGCAUCUUUCUGGCAAAUUCAGUAGUAACUCCAUSGAUCAGUUUGAUGUGCUGGCUACKUCUACUCCUAUGAUUAGACCUGGCAAGAACUCUUUUCAGUUUGAUAAYCAAGCAGAAGCAUCAGCAAUCAGUUCCCAUUAUUUGUUAGCAACACAAAAUAUUAGGCAAGCUAUUAGAGUAACAGAGAAUUCAUUUGCUCAGCCACAGGAAGGAAGUUUUCAUUUGUCGCAGGUGCUAGAAGCCUCUAGGAACAGAGAUGAACUUGAAAACACCUUGACRGAUGCACCAUCCCUGAACUUUGAAGCACAAGGAAUGACACCAAGGCCUCAGUUGCAGAAUCUGUCAGACUAUGACCAAGAUAAGACACUGACUGGGAAAACUCCAGGAAGAAGYGAUUUCAAGCUAAGAGAAGGAAAGACUGCAUUUUCUGUUGAUGUUGGUAAUUCUUUUGGAUUACAAGAUGGACUUAGCAAUACUGACARCUCACUGCUUUGGAAGUCAACACCAAGAGUAGAUGAAGAAGCCUUGAGGGCUACCCCUGGUAUUGUCUUUGCUGACAAUGACAGACUYUCACCUGUUGAAGAUAAGCAAGAUGGUCUGCAGGUUGCUGUCGAUGUCCAACAAAACAGCAAGCUUGAGCAGAGUUCUCAAGGACAGAAUGGUCAAGAUGAUACUUUAAAAAGAUUGCAAACACCAGGCGGCUCCGAUGAUCAAACAAUUCCAUUUUCAACUUGGUCGCAAAACWCUCAUUCAGAUUUAGCAGGGCAGGGGCAUUAUAACCCUUUUGAAGAUGAAGGAUCAUUUCAACAGUCAAUGAAUUGGAAUAAUAGCAAAGAGAAAAACUUCAUUUCUGGAGGUGAUGUUAAGGCACUUUUAGCUGCCGAUGAGAAAAGCUUUGAAAAGGARCAUCAGUUUGAUUUCCAAGUAACUCCAACUGAUGUUAUCACCGGUCAAGACUGGACUACUACAAAUCAAAGUAACUCUACAAGACGUUCUCAGGUCAUUGGUAUCAAUGAUCCUAACAAUGAAGGGGAAGUCCGUAUUUCAUUUGGUGCCUUCAUUGCUACAGCAUCAGAAGAAUUGGGAACCCUGUAUGGUAGUGACCCUAAUCGACCCAGACCACAUUUUGGUGAUGGUACCAUAACUACACCAAGCCCAAAAGCACCGUUAAGACUUGUUGAGUUAACUGAAAAUGUCUUUGAUCAAAACCCYGAAGACUUCUCRAUGUAUCAAGCAUCUCCMUUCAAACAAACAAACAUUUCACAAGAGCCUAAAACUGUCAAGAAAGCUACCAAAGGUCAUUCAAGGAAAGGCUCACUUGAAUCAGCCAAGCAAAAGGAAGAAACUGUUUCAGACACRAGGAAAAACUUUCUUGUUGAGCAACAGAAAAAACAGAGACCUGAAUCAGGAAGAGAAAGAAGAGGAAGCCAAGGCAGCACACACAGUUCUCAUAGCUCUGGAAGUAGAAGCAGUUCUCACAGUGUUGUAAGGAAGGACAAGAAAGAACAGGUUUCUAAGAGCAGAAAGGGAAGUUCUGAAAGUAUAAAAAGUACAAAACAACGAAAGCAUCAACAGAGAACACACAGGGAGCCUGAUGGAUGCUCAUCCAAGGAAAAUACUACACAACCARCUCGUAUGACACAGCAAAGCUCAUURCCUAAUGCACUGAAAGAUAAGAACACUGGGGUAGACARUAAGAGUCUCAAGUCAACAGGGAAAAAGACAUAUCACAAAGAUACAAAGUCUGCUCAGAGAGCAAAGUCUAAAGGACAGGACCAAUAUGAUGAGUCACAGCAAAGAGCUCCAUCCAUAAGACAACAAUCCCAAACCUCAAAUGAAGAUUCCUCAAGUCUUUUAACAACUGGUAGUGAAAGUAUAAGCUUUAAAAACCAGCAGGAAUUAGCAGAGUUUAUUGCCAGGGCUGUGAACGUUUCCCCUGAGCAUCUUGGUCAYCUUCUACAUACUGUAGCAGAUGUCAAGUCAAAACAGAACCAUAGCUCUAAAUCUAAUACACACACCACCCCUGAGAGGUCUGAUACUCAURGGAGAACUGAAGAGGUCACUCUAAAGGAACUUGAAACAACAUCACAAAGCCCAGAAUUUGAAAAGUUGCAUCACAUGAAACCUAUUGCAUCCAGUAGUCCUCAUGAAACAACACCUUUGUCACGAUGCGUCACAACAUUGUCUCCUAUUAGAAGCUCUAAUUCACCUUCUCAAAAUGAUACACUCUCCACAUCAAUUGAUGCUAGUGUGUUUAUUCAGGAUAGYCCUGAAAAUGUUUCUGUGAUUGAAAGCACUACUGUAUCGUCAAUAGACAAAGUUACUUCACCUCCACCAAAUCCAUUUACCAAUGCACAUAUUUAUCCMACAUUCGGCAAAACCUAUACUUUGAAAGACAAGAAGACAAGUGAAGAACCAGCAAAACCAGUCCAGAAACUURUCCUGGAUGAGAAAACAAUGUCAAAUGACUUUCAACCUGUUGGCUUGGUGUCUAUGUGUUCUGSAGGGUUAGAUACAACACUGCAAGAAUCACCUGAGAAAUACACUGAAGGAAGGCAUGACAGGUCAUAUGAUAGYACUAUGCCUACAAAACCUCCUAUAGAUGCUGUCRGCAGACACUCAUGGCCAAAGACACYCACUGAUUCACSYUWUAAACCAACUGAWACUUCACAACAAAAGUUUCCUGCAGCAGUUCCUUUACAGCAGACUGUACCAGCRCAACAUAGUGAGUAUUCCAGACCAAUAACUAUAGGAGUACCAGCUCAGAAUGUCCAGAACCAGGUAUUUCCUGGAAUAUCACCACAUUUUCCUGGACAAACUGGUACAUUUGGUUUUCAGCAAGGAUUUGGUCCUCAUUCUACUGGUCUAUUACCAAAUAGUGCACCACUUAGUGGCACAUUCCCAAUGCAGUACCAGCCUCAUUCGCAUAAUGCUCAACCAACACCACUUGGUGCACUAUUGGGACAGGUCCAUAAUAACAUGACUCAAGGACAGUAUCCUUCAAAUGUGUUCCCUCAAGAUGGAUUCUCAGCACCAACUUAUAUGGGGCAACGGACCAUAUCUGUCAAUAGCCAGCAGGCGCCUCAUAGUUAUGGAUUUUAUACUGGUAACCAACCUCCACAGUCUAAUACUGUCUCAUCGGGAUUGGGGCCUAGACUUGCUACUGCCACACAGAGAUAUCAAUGGCAAGCMCCAAGURUUCAAGUAGGGGAGCAAUUACACCCCUAUGCCACUGCCCCGCCCAUGGGACUACUUCAGCUAGGACAACCUUCUCAUGUAAGCCAAACGGGAAGAACUGAUUCCCAGAUGCCAUCUGGACCACAAUCAAGACUCGCGAAUUCAUUGACACCUGUAGUUAUCCCAGGAGAGGUGAAGCUACCACCUGUUUGCCCUGUGGGUGUGGCUACGCGUAGUGUCUUGACGCUGCAUAAUUCAAGCAGUAAAUGGAUAUAUUGCAUGGUUAAAGUUGCAUAUUGCAGUGUUAAUGGAGCACAGGUUGYCAAUUCAGUAAAUAACCCAUUCUUUGUCCCUUCCAAACUUAUCAUCAACCCUCACACUACUAUCCCAAUAGAGGUAAUAUUCAAGCCCAAUCUUGCYGGACUACACACAGCUCAGUUACACAUAACAUCGAUACCAGCUGGCUCAGAAGGWCAACAGACUCAUGARAGUUUACCRAGCUUAGUUGCACUGGAGGCAGUAGGAGAACACCCUGAUAUCGAGUCUGAAGAAGGUCCCAUAAUCGGAAGUGUUCUUCUUAAAUCUACAGUAGGCAUUGCAAGACUGCAUACUCCCAGGAGUUUAGAGGCUUUGACUCUAUCUGGUGUUGUUGGUCAACGGAUAAGCAGAGCUUUCCCUCUAAGGAAUGCAGGGAACAUCAGUCUACAAGUUGAUCUUAAAGUGUUAAUAGAUGCUGACUACUUCAUUGUUUCUCCAAAUAGAACAGUUCUGCGACCUCAACAGGAAGAAGAAAUCACAGUUCAGUUCAAACCGACCAAAGCUGACUGUGUGAUUGACAGAUCAAAGAGGUUGAGGCUGCAACUUUCAGUACAGCAUCCUGAUUUCCAGCUUCAAAACACUUUUGGUAAAGUGGAUGAGAAGUCAAUGGCAUCUAUUGUCAAUCUUGCUCCUCAGGAGGAGCUUCCUGUKCAUAUYUURUUUGCACCAAGUACACUAGGAUUAAUAUCCAGUGCUUUGUUAAUAAGAAAUAACAAAACAAAAUCCAAGGUUCCUCUUCAUGGCUGUGGUGGUUCAAGUGAACUUGUUCUUGUUGACACUAGGAAACUCAGUGAAGGAUACAUUGCCAACAUGGGGGAGGUAAAAAUCUCAUUCUCUCUUUUAACAAGCUGUCACCUCUAAACACRAGAUAACCAUUUUUCAACUUCUUCUGUUUUAUAGGUUUAUCUUGGCAAGAAAAAUGUUGUCAAAGUGACUGUUAAGAAUAYUGGAAAUAGAGCUGCAUUUGUAAAAGCAGUCUGCUACUCUGAUGUAGCUUCUCAAACUGUGUAUCCCGCAUCACAUCUGAAUAUUGCUCCAAACAAUUUUGUCCUUCCAGAAAGAACAUCAAAACAAGUGAUAGUUGUCUAUCAGCCCUUAGAGAGUGAUGCACUUAAAUGCAGAAAUGAGAUGAGCACAGUUGCAACAAUUGCUUUCUACACAGGAGAUGAAGGCAUCCGACAGCAGUAUAAAAGAUAUGUUCAAAGAAAUGACAUCCCCUACACAACAGCACAGUGCAAAGGACCUCUUACAAACAUCAACUUCUUGACAGCUUUUCAAGAUGAAGACAAGCUUAUUGAAGAUAUAGUGUACCCUCAAGUUCCCAACUGGAGUCAGUUCUUUCAGAGUUGUGUUUCUAGGGUCCUACUUAUGUUAGUUGGGUCCCCUCCCACAGUGCAAGACAAGGAUAGGUCCCUUGACUUAGAACCUAUGCCAGGCCCCUCAGAAAAUGUACCUCAGGCUACAAGUGUCCCCUCUGUGAAUGAACCUCCAAGUAUUACUAGAAAAGUUGCACCUUCAGUAACUCCAGAAGAUGUAGAAAUGAGAAAUCUUGACUCAUGGACAGUUCUUCCUGAGCAACUAGUACUGACUGCUUAUAAAACUUUAAGUGAGAAAGGAACGGGAAGAAUGCAAAUCAUUAACUUUUCUGAAAGACCUUUGUCAUUUGAAUUUAUUUGGCCUGCGCAGUACCUUACCAUAACACCAGAUAGUGGCCAGGUACCUGGAAGGAGUCAAGUCAUGGUAGUAAUGAGCCCAAGACCGACACUUCAUUCAUCAGGAAUUGAUCUUCCAUGGGGUGGCACAGUCUACAUCCAAUGUGACAACAUCCAGAGAGCAGUAAGGGUACAAAUCAGAGAAGAGGUAGUCUUGGAGAACACCCCCUAUCAACCAGGSACUGUUUCACUACAGGCAUUGGAAUCCAAAGAGGGUGGAGCCACRCCCUUCACCCCUGCUUUGCCAACUAGUCAUCUUGCUGCUCUUGUAGUCAAGAACAAGCAAAUACAAUUUGAAGAUACUUCGUCUGGCAAAGAAUCUGUCAUGGAAUUAAUAAUGGAGAAYACUAGUCAUUCUGGGGUUAUGUGGGAUUUAUCAUCAGUUGCACCAGCAUAUAUCAAGGCUUCAGAAAACUCAGGGGAUUUGUACAGGGCAACUUACACAGCAUUUAGCUUCCAUAAACGGUCUGGUGUUGCUGCAGGCAAGGCAAUCAUUAGGAUUCCUGUACAUUUUCAACCAAGAGAUCCUGGUCGCUACUCACAGUUUUGGGAUUUGCAGUUCAAGCAGGAGGGAACAAGACGUGUUCACAAACAAAAAAUUGAACUUAUUGGGCAGGCAAUAACAAGGUCAUCUCAUGCAGACCAAAGAACAGCRUUUAGCCAUCAAUCAACCAAAAGACAAUCCAAAGAACCUGUAGUUGAACAAUCAAAGGAUGARCAACAAYCUUCGGCAAACUAUCAAAAUACUUUGGACAGCAAUAGCGAUAAAUCUGCCAGUAAACCUGCUGUCAAGGCUAAGGGCAUKUAUCUGACAGAGUCAAUCAUUAAUUUCCCUCAGACUGUACCUAGUCUUAGUAGCAUCAUGAAAGUCAAAAUAUGCAACGCUUCUAAUCAACAAUGUAAUGUCAAAGUGGUUACGCCCAAAGGUCCUUUUUCUGUCACUCAUCAAGAUGUCAUUCUCAAACCAAGACAUUAUGUGCGAAUACCAAUCAAAUUCACUCCAUUUGAACCAAAUACAAACUAUGAAGCUAUUGCACUGUUUACUUCAGAGACCGGAGGAACACAACAACUGACUUURCAUGGCACAAGUGGCAAUAAGCUCUCUUAAUGUCAAGCAAAUUAUGAAAGAAAAACUCUGUUUACCUCAGGGCAAAUCAGUGUUUAUGGUUAAUGGAAAUGGACAAUGUAUUUAUGGACAAUGUAUUGUGAAUAUGCAGCAUUUAAUGGAAAAGAAAUUUGAAUGGAAAUCAAAUGCAACUUGGAAAAAAUGAAGACAACAGAAAUGAAAAGAAAUUCAAAUGGACUUAGAGUACUUUAUAUGUAACUUGAUUAUGAAAGAUGGGAAUGGACUUACAAAAUUAAUGGAAAGAAAUGCAAAAUGACAAAAUGGGAAUUGUAAUGAAUGAUUUAAAAGAGAAGAGGGGUGUCUCUCCUGAGGCAUGGUUAAGACCAUGAUAACAGACAUACUCUUUGACAAUUGGACCUAUUUACAAUGCUGUAUUAGCCAAAGAUGUGACAUCAAUGAAUAUUAUAAAUUAUGAAGACAAAACUUCACAAGUUUUGCUGAAAAAAAAAUUCUAUUUAAAUAGUGUGCAUCAUUAGGAAUGACAUUGGGCAAAAAAAUGACAUUUGGCAAAAAAUGAAAUUUUGUAAUGAGUGCUUCACAGUUUCCCUCUGUAACUUAUUUGUAAUAUAGUGUAUUGAAUAWUGUAUUUAUAAGUGUAACAUAUCAAUUACAUAUUUAUUGUAUUUCUGCAGUAUUUUGUCAUAAAUGUCUUCAGGGUAGAGARUGUAAAUAAACAUCAGAAAUCACCUUGAA